UGAACCGACUGAACCGAGCGCGUGUCUGCUACAGGAAUAUAGCGCCGCGAAACUUACAAACGUAUCUUUACUGCAUCAUUUAGGAGAACAUGACUGAUCUCUUACGAGGAACGUUUUUUAAACCUAAGUGAACCUAUUGCUUUACUUUUUUACCUGUUAUUGAAGUAAGGAUGACCAGGAGCUCGUAUGGACACGAUGCACGAUGGAGUUUUUUUCUUCAGUCAGAACAGGAUCAGUUGCACAGGACAGCCUUACGUGAAGAUGGGACCGAGUUAGCCAUGCAUCACAGUAAUUCAUCAGGCACUGUGCCACUCAACCCCUUUGCCAAUCACAGUCAGUGGAAUGUUCCCGAUAAUGUCACUUCGGAGAGACCAGCCCUAAGCGGCCCCAUAGCUGCAAUGCUGUCGAUGACCCUGGGCAUCCUGUCUAACAUCGUAGCUUUACUCAUCCUGGCUAACGCAUAUGCCCGCCUACGUCGACGAUCCAAAGCUUUUCUCCUGUUUGCCAGCUCUCUGGUGGCCACAGACUUUGUGGGACAUGUCAUACCUGGUUCAAUAGUUAUGAGGCUUUACCUUUCUGGCGGUGUACCCUCUGGAGACUACAACAGGCAGGACCCAUUAUGCCAGUUCCUAGGGGGCAGCAUGGUGUUUUUUGGCCUGUGCCCACUCUUUCUUGGUUGUGCUAUGGCAGCUGAGAGGUGUUUGGGGGUCACAAAGCCAUUGCUCCAUGCUUCGCUGGUUACGACUGCAAGGACUAAACUCUCUCUUUCUGUUAUUUGGUUAGCAGCAUUAUGUGUGGCCCUUCUACCCUGCUUUCAGCUGGGCUCAUACACCUACCAGUACCCUGGAACCUGGUGUUUCAUUAAAGUUCUGGAGGAUGCUGAGGUGGCAGAUGUGGCUUUUGUUAUGUUGUUCUCAGGACUUGGGUUGACAUCACUGGCUGUUGCUUUGGUCUGCAACACCAUAAGUGGACUUACAUUGGUGUUAGCCAGGAUACGCAAGAAACCCUGUAACCGUCAAUCAGCUAGAUCCCAUGAUAUUGAGAUGGUGGUGCAACUUGUGGGCAUAAUGGUCACAUCUUGUAUCUGCUGGAGCCCUCUUUUGAUGGCUGGCCUAAUUACAGUGACACAGUCGUAUGAGGGCUCUAUAGGAGAUGACAUUGCCACCUACAAGACCCUGAUGAUAAUGGGGGUGCGAAUAGCUUCAUGGAACCAGAUCCUGGACCCAUGGGUCUACAUCCUUCUCCGUCGAGCUGUCCUCCAAAAGAUUUACCUCAUUACCAAACCUCAAACCAACUUGAAAGAAAGCACAAUUCGCUGCUGGGAGAUCCAUUCCUUUCCCAGCUCUGAGAAAAAUACUGUCAGUAGAGUCUGAGAGAAUAUCAUAAGAAACAUUACUCAAGCUGAGCUUCUAUUAAAUGAAACUGUUAUGUUUAAUAGGACUGUCAUUGUAGCCAGAGUCAAGGGGGGCCACUAAGGUCCUCUAAGGUAGGCCUAUUGUGGACUGGUAAAAAUGCACCUAAUGGCUUGACAGAGUAUUUAUUGAAGCACAUUUGCACAGAGAUAAAUAAAGCAUGAGAUGAACAUUCCUAAUUCUCCAUGUAGCAUUAUUGAGCAUUUAUAAUAAGAAUUUGGCUGGAUAGGUUCAUGCUAGUGUAACUGAUAGCAGUCAUUAUUUUCUUUUGGACCUUCAUUAGGGGAUACACUUUGGAGUAAGUAAUUGAAGCAUUGAUUGAUCCAGUGUUACUUUAAGACAAUUUACAAUGCGUAACACCAGAUUUGUCUAUUGAAAAGUGAGAGUGGCAAAGCAUGGAGGGCAGAGCUCAUGGAAAACAUAUUAAAGUAUUAUUUGUUUUACUGGAAGUGAAAGUUCACUGAAAGUUAAUAGAUCCUGAGAUUUAAAUUUGUACAUGAGGAAUAUCAACAAUAUAUUAACUGUGAGACAAAAGCUUGUAAUUUUAUGUGUAACGUUUUCCUUUGCACAGUUUAUCUUGCAAAUAUGUUACUGUGCAUAAAUGCUGAAUUUGAACAAUUAUUAUGUUCAUAUUAUUGUAUAAUUUAAUCCUUCUGUUAUCCCUCCAAUUGUCUGGAGGCUUUUUAUGAUGUUAUUUUACAUUAAAAACAUAAUAAAAC
Molecule: messenger RNA, 2131 nt
Organism: Myxocyprinus asiaticus (Chinese sucker)
Lineage: Eukaryota; Metazoa; Chordata; Actinopteri; Cypriniformes; Catostomidae
Gene: ptger1a
Product: prostaglandin E receptor 1a (subtype EP1)
Exons: 3
Coding region: 171-1373 (400 amino acids)
Biological process (GO): positive regulation of cytosolic calcium ion concentration; inflammatory response; adenylate cyclase-activating G protein-coupled receptor signaling pathway
Cellular component (GO): plasma membrane
Molecular function (GO): prostaglandin E receptor activity; thromboxane receptor activity
Source: RefSeq, a predicted model, not a curated record